Messenger RNA from Cladophialophora immunda, 1707 nucleotides. Its product is annotated as glycolate oxidase, subunit GlcD. The coding region runs from base 1 to 1707 and encodes 568 amino acids. Gene Ontology annotation, cellular component: mitochondrion. The record is from RefSeq and is a predicted model, not a curated record. The transcript has 2 exons. Gene Ontology annotation, molecular function: FAD binding; D-lactate dehydrogenase (cytochrome) activity; D-lactate dehydrogenase (NAD+) activity. Gene Ontology annotation, biological process: lactate catabolic process. NCBI's taxonomy places the organism in Eukaryota, Fungi, Ascomycota, Eurotiomycetes, Chaetothyriales, Herpotrichiellaceae.
AUGAACAACUCCGUAACAUGGACAGUUCUCAGGCGCUCAUUGAGAGCUGGGGCUAUCUUCAAAGAGCCUGUCCGCCAAGAUGCAAGAUUUUGGUCAAGGAGCCUGAGCGGAGGAGGAGCUAGGUCGGCGCAGCGAAUGAAAAACACUAUGGGAGUCUUCCCGGCGCUCGGGCUCGCAGGAGCUGGGAUAGGAGCCGGUACAGCGGGAUACCUCUUCUCACGAUGGACCGACGAAUCCUCUUCAUCCACGCAAAGCCUCACUGAUGGACCACGGAUUCAGCACGAUCUCUCUUCCACAAACAUAAGAGAAGCUUGUAAGGAAUUCUCCAGCAUCGUGGGAGCAGAGAACGUAUCAACAGUGGCCGCUGACUUGUUGUCUCAUUCGGGUUCUGAUUAUCAGUCAUACGCAUGGACCGAGGAGACAGCAACGCCAGGCCAGGUUGUCGUGUAUCCUGCCACCACGGAAGAGGUGGCGGAAAUCGUCAAAGUAUGUCACCGCCGCCGAAUACCGGUGACGCCGUAUUCUGGGGGUACGUCCAUCGAAGGUCAAUAUAUCCCCACCAUGGGUGGUGUGUGUAUCGACUUUACCCGAAUGGAUCAGGUGCUCGAGCUCAAUCCGAUUGACCUCGAUUGCACGGUUCAGCCAGGCAUUCGCUGGAUGGAUUUGAACCAGGAACUGGAAGAGAAGAAUCUCUUCUUCCCACCGGAUCCCGGCCCCGGUGCCAUGAUUGGUGGAAUGGUUGGAACGGGAUGCUCAGGAACAAAUGCCGCAGCCUAUGGGACCAUGAAAGACUGGGUGCUUUCACUCACCGUCGUACUUGCUGACGGCACAGUGGUGAAAACUAGACAGAGGCCUAGGAAAUCUAGCGCGGGCUAUGACCUCACGAGGAUUAUCAUUGGCAGUGAAGGAACACUUGGGUUGGUAACAGAGGCGACAUUGAAGUUGGCGGUGAAGCCAAAGUGCGAGGUCGUUGCCGUCUGCACCUUUCCUUCUGUCAGACAUGCCGCCUCAGCAGCUCAGGAAGUCAUCUCUCGCGGGAUCCAAGUCGCCGCCGUCGAGAUUCUGGACGAUGUACAGAUGCGAAGUCUUAACGAAGCGGCCCUGACGAAACGCAAAUGGUCUGAACAGCCUAGUCUCUUCUUCAAGUUUACCGGUAGCUCUGACCUUAUGGUUGAAGACACUGCGAAGCUGGUGGGCGAAAUCUCAAAAGAUAACGGCUCGACAUCGUAUUGUUUCGCCGGUGAUGAGGCUGAACGAGAGGAGUUGUGGUCGGCGAGGAAGAAUGCUCUCUGGUCAAUGAUGGCUUUACGGCAGUCACCUACAGACAAAGUCUGGACUACCGACGUCGCCGUUCCCAUGAGUCGCCUGCCAGAUCUUAUCGAAGAGACAAAGGCCGAUAUUGUGGGCUCCGGACUCCUGGGCUCGAUAGUUGGACAUGUUGGCGACGGCAACUUUCACUCUUUGCUCCUGUUUCCCGAAGGUAAGCGCCCUGUCGCCGAAGGAGUAGUCCACAGGAUGGUCGAGAGGGCGAUAGAGAUGCAAGGCACUGCGACAGGAGAACACGGCGUUGGCCUUGUGAAAAGAGAUUAUCUGGAAAAGGAAUUGGGCAAGCCAGCAGUCGAUAUGAUGCGUCGCUUGAAGAGUGCUCUCGAUCCACGAUGUAUAUUCAACUGCGAUAAGAUUGUUCGGAUGGAGCCAUCAGGGUAG